AUGAGAUCUUGUAAGACAAAUUUUCCCUUUUCCCUAGGUUUGUCGCUUGCCAUCUUCUAUGCUGUUGAAUCGAACCGCUAUGCAGAACAGCUAUACGAAGAUUUGCUAUAUUACUAUAAUAAGAAUGUGCGACCGGUCAAGAAUGCCAGUGAAAGCAUCAAAGUUAAAUUUGGUGCUUCGCUUAUACGAAUAAUUGAUGUGGAUGAGGUGAAUCAGGUGCUAACAACCAAUUUAUGGCUGGAGAUGCAAUGGUUCGAUUAUAAAUUGUCUUGGGAUCCAGCACGAUGGGGUGGUAUCAGAAAACUACACAUACCUUCGGAUCAAAUCUGGAUCCCAGACAUUUUACUUUACAACAACGCCGAUGGAGAGCCUCACAUCAGCAUUCUGAGUGACGCCCUGGUUUACCAUAAUGGUUUGAUAGUGUGGAAACCACCAAGCAUCUACAAAUCUUUUUGUCCCAUCAACAUCGAAUAUUUUCCUUAUGAUUCGCAAUCCUGUACGCUGAAGUUUGGAGGAUGGAGCUACAAUGGUUUCCUUCUCGAUGUUCGACAGCUACCAUCUGCUGGAUCUCCAAUCAUAAAUCGGCAGGACGAAAGUGGAAAAGAAUACCAAUAUCUAGAGAUAGGCAUGGAUCUCUCUGGAUUUUAUCAGUAA
Molecule: messenger RNA, 654 nt
Organism: Cylicostephanus goldi
Lineage: Eukaryota; Metazoa; Nematoda; Chromadorea; Rhabditida; Strongylidae
Source: the annotation of a GenBank genome assembly